This is a messenger RNA of Anopheles nili, 2226 nucleotides long. It is a transcript of the gene Kif3C, whose product is annotated as kinesin-like protein KIF17. Gene Ontology annotation, biological process: microtubule-based movement. The transcript has 3 exons. The record is from RefSeq and is a predicted model, not a curated record. Bases 1 to 2208 code for a protein of 735 amino acids. Gene Ontology annotation, molecular function: microtubule motor activity; microtubule binding; ATP binding. NCBI's taxonomy places the organism in Eukaryota, Metazoa, Arthropoda, Insecta, Diptera, Culicidae.
AUGGCGGAAAACGUUAAAGUGGUCGUGCGGUGUCGACCGAUGAACAAACGGGAACAGCAAUCAAGCUGCACGAGCGUUAUACAGAUCGACAACUCACUAGUGAAUCUUGACAAUCCAAAAGAUCGCAAUGCAACUCAGAAAUCCUUUCGAUUUGAUAACGCGUAUGGCUACGCGGCGACAACGGAAAAUAUUUACAGCGAUAUUUGUUACUCGCUGGUGGAGAGUGUUCUCGAAGGCUAUAAUGCGACGAUUUUUGCAUACGGACAGACGGGCUGCGGUAAAUCACACACGAUGCAAGGUACCACCUACAACUUAUCCGCUGCGGAUCCCAACAACGCCAACAACAUCGGCAUCAUACCGCGUUCGUUCGAGCACAUUUUUGAGGCGAUUUCACUCGCCAGUGAAGUGCGCUACCUGGUGCUGGUUAGCUAUCUGGAGAUCUACAACGAAACAAUACGGGACCUGCUCAAGCCGCAUGUACCAACGGCCGGUACUGGAACGCCGGCAGGAGGCUUGCAGAUAAAAGAGAUACCCGGUGAGGGUGUUACGGUGCAGAAUCUUUCGUUACACACCGUACAUGGAAUGAAGGAGUGCAUCGAGUUGCUGGAGCUAGGAGCUAAAAACCGCAUGGUUGGAAGCACGCUCAUGAACAUCGAGAGCUCACGAUCGCAUUCAAUAUUUAGCAUCAGCCUGGAACAAAUAUCCACCAGCGUUGUCGACAAUGGCACCAGUAUCAAACGGGGUAAGCUUAAUCUCGUCGAUUUGGCCGGUUCCGAGCGGCAAAGCAAAACAGGUGCAACCGGCGAUAGGCUGAAGGAAGCGACCAAAAUCAAUCUCUCAUUGUCUGCGCUUGGCAAUGUCAUUUCGGCGCUGGUCGAUGGCAAAACGAAACACAUUCCCUACCGAGAUUCAAAACUCACCAGGCUGUUGCAGGAUUCGCUUGGGGGAAACACAAAAACGCUGAUGAUUGCAUGCAUUUCCCCGGCGGAUUACAACUACGACGAAACGUUGUCUACGCUGCGAUACGCCAGCCGCGCGAAGAACAUUGCCAACAAACCUCGGGUGAACGAAGAUCCCAAGGAUACGAUGCUGCGGGAAUAUCAACAGGAAAUAAUACGCUUAAAGGAUCUGCUCAAAGUAGGAGAAAACAAAAACACAAAUGUUAACGGUGAGACUACGGUUGAAUUUGAAAAGCAAGCUCUCAAAUCGCAAUACGACCAGGAGGUGCUGCAUCUACGCCAAGAGUACGAGCAGCAGAAAAUCGCCAAGCAGGAAUUGGUAAAGGACAUCGAAAAGAUCAAAUCCUACUAUGAGCAACAGAUGCAACUUCUCACCUCCAGGAAAACGUUAGACGAUGAGCAGGAGCCCUCGGUAUCCGAUCUAGCCAAUCGAGAUAGGAAAGAAAUUUACGAUCGAAUCAAACAGAUCAAGGAUGCGCUAAUCGGUGGCGAACGGGCCAACGACAUUCAGUUGAAGGAGAAGCGAUAUCGCAACAAGUUGGCGUCAGAGAAGAGAAUCAAUGCGUUAGCACAUGCCCUUGGCCGUAUCGAGCAACCGGCUGACCGUGAUUUGCUGCAGGGCCACUACUCUGACAUUCAGCAGGAACUGAAAAUGCGUUGUGAGCACAUUCGUACGCUACGAAAACGCACCAAGUUUCUCGAGCAAGAAGUAACCGACAUUCAGAGUGAGUUUCAAUGUGAACGGGAUGAUUAUCUGGCAACGAUACGGCUUCUAGAGAAGAAAAUUCUCUUCUACGAAAGCGUCUUUCAUAAAGCUAUGCCAGUGCUGCGUAAGGAUGGACGGUACUGGAAUUUGGAAUGUCUAGAGAAGGAAUCAGAAUGGAACGACGAUUUACGUAAAUGGCGUUUGCCCGAUGACACGCUGUUGCGAUUGCGUUUACCACCCGCCGAUACGCCACCACCGGAAACGGCCUCUCCCGGAAAACUAUCCGGGCGUGAAAGCCAAACAUCCUUAACGGCACCGGGUCGUUUAGAGCGCAGCUCAACGAUGAUACUUGCCAAAUUGCCAGAAUUCCAGCGCGAAAAUAACACAAAAGCUUCAGAGGAUCACCAACGAAAAGAGUUUCUGAGCAAAACCACAAACUGCAACCCUUUUCCGAAGAUCGAAGAUGUUGCAAUGACUUAUUUCAGGCCGCGCCGAGCUGCCGAACUGGUGUACAAAAGUGGAUGGCGAUCUCUGCAGAAAUAAUGUUUCUAUGGAUUUUGC